UGUAUUCUAUUGCCAUCUUCUAUCGAAAGAGUUUUUAAAAAAUAAACGUUUAAAGAAUCUAGCAGCUACUGUUAUAUAGAGUGUUAUAGACCAUAGUAAUAAAAGUUGCCUUCAAAACAAGAUCCUUUGAUAAUGCACUUCUAGCACGUGGGAACCUGGGUGUCCAACUGCAUCGCAAUUCAAGCCAUUCCUAUAGUCAGGAUGUUUUCAAAACAUUUGAUCGAAGGAAGACGCACGCAAUCACACUGCUGCAAAACGUCGCAAAAGCAGAUUUCUACAAACUCUUCGGUAAAACGCCGAGAAAUAGUUGCUUCUUUCGUUAGAUUACUUGGAAGCAAAAGCAAUUACCAGAAAAUAAUACGUAACCAGCAACUGUUAAAAUCAGGAUGUGAUGUCUUUGCGUUAUGAGAUAUAUUUGUUUACUGUUUUCUUUCAGUUUAAAUAGAGUUUACGCAGAAGUUGAUAAUGUUUAAGUGCCAAGUUAACGUGCGGAUGAUACCUGUCAAGGCUCUGAACUUUCUGUUCUAUGCAGGAUUGGCAUGUUAUAUGCCGUACAAACCGAUCUUCCAAAAACAGCUGGGUCUUACAACAACCCAGAAUGGUCUGGUUCAAGCAAUUGACAAGAUAGUUGGAAUUGCCACGCAACCUAUUAGUGGUUUCAUUGCUGACAAAACAAAGUCAAUCAAAAGGGUGCUAAUUGUUUGGUUCAUUCUGGCCGCUAUUUUCAUAUUCCCCAUGUAUUUCGUACCACCUGUGGAUUUCCCUCAGUCACAGGCCGCUUACACUUGCUGUAGUGCGUCUGCUGGUCGAUUAAGCUGCGCUGAUGAAGCUGGACAACGAAUGGAAUGCAUACUGCAAAGCAACGAAUCGUCAAAAUGCGAGAACACAAACGCAACGACGACCACGAUGUGUCAAAUCUACAAGGAUUCGAACAUCUCGUUCCCUGAUAUGCCUUGCACUACGCCUGACCCGGUUCAGCAUAUCAACGUGACUUGUCCUUUGAUCGGCGAAGACAGAGGCGAGGUGUAUGGGAUAACAUUUAGUCUCAUGUUCUUUCUAACGAUCAUGAGUUCACUGUUUCUGGCGCCUUCGCCGGCCCUUAUUGACGCAACAGGCCUCCAAGCACUUGGAAAAGAAAAAGUCGAUAACUAUGGACUACAGAGACUUUGGGGUGCGAUUGGGUACGGUUCUAUUGCAUUGACAGUUGGUCUUGUCACCGACGCGAUCAGCAGUAACGGUCAGAUUGAUUAUCUUUUCGCGUUUAUUAGCGUGAGCGUGUUUCUACUUAUUACAGCCGGUGUGUGUACUAAGCUAGACGUAGUAAGUCCUGGUGCUCAUAAUGUGUUCCGCGGCAUUUCUGCUCUGCUGCGCCAACCAAAGAUCAUUCUCUUCCUGCUCGUCGUGUAUUUUCUCGGCUGCAGCAUCGGGUUGCAACAAACCUUCCUCUUCUGGUAUGUGGACAGUUUGCCAGGUUCAACGCAGACCAUUCUCGGGCUAGCAAUCGUGGCAAACUGCGUGGUAGAGAUUCCGUUGUACAUCAUAUCCGGGUGGUUGGCUUCAAAAACUAGCUACAACUUUUUGCUCUCUUUCGGGCUGUUCUGCUACGGCCUUCGGUUCCUCGGUUAUUCGCUGAUAACCCAGGCGUGGCACGUGAUAAUCAUCGAGACAUUGCAUGGCCCUGCGUUCGCUCUACCCCUUACUGCAUUGUGUGCCCAGGCAACUCUGUUAUCACCUUCAGGGAUGGUGGCAACGACUGUCGGCGUUGCGGAAGCUGUUUACUGGGGCUUAGGUUUCACCACUGGCGCGUUGCUGGGCGGUGUGGUUUACAAUUCCAAAGGUCCGAUCGUAACAUUUCGUGGCAUGAUGGUUAUCGCUUUCGUGACGUCUAUAUUGUAUGGCGUGGCCGUCAAAGUGGAAGAAAGAUUCGCCAAGCCACCAGAAACAACCGCGGUGCCAGACCACUCGUCCGAGAACGAAUCUCCGAUUGACGAGGAAGACCAGAAAUCGAGACCAAACAAGAAAAAUAUUCUGUAAAUUCCUUUGGAGGUUUACAGCGACACCGAUAACGGCUUUUUUCAAUAAAUAACAACUGCAUUACAAACAAUUGUGCUAAUCUUCUCAAAAAACUAACGCUUCGAUAUAGUGUAGAACUGCUGACCAUGCCAUUUUCAACAUUGCGUAUUGGAUAGGUGUCGUCAACACUACGUUCUCCAGUGACAACAGUGUCACAAACAGCUAAAA
Messenger RNA from Ciona intestinalis (vase tunicate), 2241 nucleotides. RefSeq names its product major facilitator superfamily domain-containing protein 6-like. Gene Ontology annotation, cellular component: plasma membrane. The record is from RefSeq and is a predicted model, not a curated record. Lineage: Eukaryota; Metazoa; Chordata; Ascidiacea; Phlebobranchia; Cionidae.